UUCACAUACUGUUUUGAAGUCAAAAUGUUUAACGUUGAUUUACUCGCAGACCGCAUCGCCAGGACAAAUCUGCAGAAGCGUCGCAACAGAGAGAGUGAGAGACAAGACAGGAUUUUUAAUGACAAAGUGAGGACGAUCGGGGUUGACAAGGAGGCAUUAAACAUGCAGAUAAACGAAAAAGUGAAAAGAGAGCAGGCCGCAAAGGAAGAACAAAAAACUUAUGAUGCAGAUAUGCUCCACAAUAGCAAAGUAGCUUGCCUUGUCCAUAGCAGACAGGUGAAGGAGAAGCGUGAGAUGGAAAAGGCCGUUGUCAACUUCAGGAAUCAGUACCAGCAGCCUUGGAGUCAGCGGGAGUUUGACUUGAACGACCCAGACCGCUGUAGGAAAACAGAUCCAGGUGAUGUACAGAUGAUGCUUCCUGGACUGGUUGGCGAGGACCCUGACAGUAAGAGCAGGCAGCAGAGACAGAAGGAGCAGCUUAGAGAGUGGCUCAUCCAGCAGCAGAGUGAGCGAGCAGCAGAAAGACACCAACAAAACCUGGAUGAGCAGCGCUACAAUCAAAGCAGGGUAGACAUGGACAACACAGCUCUGCAGCUACAUUGCACUGAGAUGGAGAAGAGAAAAGCAGCAGCUAUUGCCACUAAAGAGUACAAUCUGGCCCAGAUCGAAGAGAAGCGUCGUAACGUAGAGGAGCGUCAUGACAAUCGAGCAGGCCACCUGCAAGAACUACUGACGGGUGCAGAUGCCGAACCCACCCUUUGUAUGGUGGGAGUGCCUGGUCUUUGUCCCAGUAGUGACAGGAGAGCCCCUCCAGAGAGCCUGCAGCAGAUUUCCCAGUUCCAGAAAUAUCAGAUAGAGGAGAACAAGAAGCUCCAACUACAGAAAAAUAAAGAAGAGGAGCAAUAUGAUCGUGUUCGCUUGGACUCGGCUCGCGCGGCUCUAUUGAUAGAGAGGCAGCAGGCCAGACUGAACAAGCAGCUGAGACAACACCUGGACAGCACCAACAUCAAGCUGGCUGAAACACACAAACAACAGAAACCGGACAUUGAACGAGGAUGCAUUGAAGACAGCUUCUUCUCCAAGUUCAACACCUGCAGCAGAUGAUGGAUGGAAAUGCAGCUGCACUGAUGACAGGCUCGUU
Messenger RNA from Plectropomus leopardus (leopard coralgrouper), 1141 nucleotides. It is a transcript of the gene ribc2, whose product is annotated as RIB43A domain with coiled-coils 2. NCBI's taxonomy places the organism in Eukaryota, Metazoa, Chordata, Actinopteri, Perciformes, Serranidae. The record is from RefSeq and is a predicted model, not a curated record.